UAAAGCGAACCGAUGUCGUUUCCUAUUCCCUCCAACGCGACGCUGCAGCAUAUUGUUAUCCUUCCAGCACACUCCGUCGGAUAGUACCAUUAUUGUUGACGGUUUCCGAAUAUGAAACUACGUCUCGUGUUCCUCGUCUUCGUCCUGAUCACAGGAUACCGACCGCGGCCGGCCAACGACUUCGCCACUGCAGCCGCCUCGUCUGCCCCGUCCGCCAUUUCGGACUUGGUCACCGGACGCGCCUCUUCGUGCAACGAUCUUAAGACCGCGGUCUUGAGGUGCAAGACGACCGCCGCCUCUUCUACCGCCAGUGGCGGCAGGGGCGACGGUGCUUACGGCGAGGCCGUGCUAGUACCGUCGGAUCGCGGGGACGACGACGUCUCGCGAUCGUCGUCACUGACGAUCGAUCGAUCUCAGCGGCUGCUGGACGAUUCGGACGGUCGGCGGAAGAGGCGGCGUCGGUGGUCUCGGGUCGACGACACGCAGCCGACGGCUGGUUACCGACGGGCGGUGGUCGAACGGCAACGACCGAGGACCAAGCGGAAGACCAUCGAGGACAUGAUAUUGUACGGCAUUUUUUUUUUCAUCGAAAAACUGGAGCUGACCGUGUACCUGUCGCUGUACAAAAUCCAACUGCUCUACACCGCGUUUGUCGCGCCUCUGUUAUCGUGACCACGCGCAUCAGCCGUCGAGACUGUUGCUGACGUUCAUUGUUGUUGUUCGACUGUCUCGCUGUCGUUUCCGAUGUCGCCACUAUAAAUACGACAAUAUCGUUUUCGUCGUUACCAACGCCACUGUUGGUACCGAUGUAACGUAACAAUUAUACAUUGCAAUAACAUAUAGGUAUAUACAAAGGCGGAACUAGAGGAAGGAAGACGGGGAUUCAU
Sipha flava (yellow sugarcane aphid) is the source of this 887-nucleotide messenger RNA. RefSeq lists its product as uncharacterized. The record is from RefSeq and is a predicted model, not a curated record. Bases 112 to 672 code for a protein of 186 amino acids. Lineage: Eukaryota; Metazoa; Arthropoda; Insecta; Hemiptera; Aphididae. The transcript is spliced from 2 exons.